GGGGGGUGGGAGCGGAUGGGGGCGCGACGUGCGUGCGUUUCGUGUCCGUGCUCACGCUUCGAGUGCGGCGACCGGGAUCGAGCGCCGACGUCUGCCUUAUCGAAAAGGAACAAACGUUCGGGAAGAGUGAGCUCAAGCGACGGAGGAAUCGACCGCUCAGUGAGAAGUUAUCGGCGGGGGAGGAAUGGCGCGAGUGCGUCGAGCGCGCGGUGCGAGAAGAGCUCGGAAGUGCGUUGAAGGAUGACUGGAGCGUGGACAUCGUCGACGACACCUACAGAUUGUGCGUCGCCGAGGAGAUAUCCGUCUCCUACCCCGGGCUGCGCUCUCGAUUCGCCCUCCAUCGCGUCGACGCCAUCGUUCACGGUCUACCGGACGAGGAUGAGUUCGAAUCCGUCGAGGAGACGCCGCGCGGGCAACUUCGCGCGACGUGGAAGUUUGAAAAGUUCAACUGGGACGACGGUUCGAGCGAGGCGGCGCGCUGA
Ostreococcus tauri is the source of this 482-nucleotide messenger RNA. RefSeq names its product unnamed product. The record is from RefSeq and is a predicted model, not a curated record. Lineage: Eukaryota; Viridiplantae; Chlorophyta; Mamiellophyceae; Mamiellales; Bathycoccaceae. The annotation marks the transcript as partial. The transcript has a single exon.